Musca domestica (house fly) is the source of this 544-nucleotide messenger RNA. RefSeq lists its product as uncharacterized. The coding region runs from base 6 to 446 and encodes 146 amino acids. Lineage: Eukaryota; Metazoa; Arthropoda; Insecta; Diptera; Muscidae. The record is from RefSeq and is a predicted model, not a curated record. The transcript is spliced from 2 exons.
ACUCUAUGACACACUUUCGUCGAAAGCUAUUGACAGACGACAACGACAUGAACGCCGCCUCCAAUCUACGAAAACGUUUUUCUUAUCAUCUUUUGAUGGUUGCCUUGAUUGCAAAUUUGGCUACUGGGCUAAGUGCAGCCAUUGAGGAGGAUGAUGAUCUACCACGUGAUUUAUGGUGUAUCGAUGUUACCGAAUUUUGCAACAGAUAUUUGGAUUUACCCCGGCCAGAAUGUAUUGCCAAAUUAAAUGAAAUUUGCAUCGAGGAACCGUUGGUGCAAGAGAAUGCAAGCAGUAAUGGCGAGCAAAGUGUGGGAAACACCCAACCAAAUGAGGAGCCUUCUCAGUCAGCCAAUGAAUCUCAACAAAGUGAAACCGAUCCACCACAAUGGUUACAAAAUUUGGUUUCGGAAGUUUUUAACCCCAAGAAUAGAAUAUGGAGAAAGUAGAAAUACUACAACCAAUAAAGCUAUAAUAAAAUGAGAAUGGUUUUCAAUUUUUCGUAGCAUUUGAAAAUUCAUUGUAUUGUUGGGAAAUGUGAACAAUA